UCUCUAGCCAUGCAGGGGCCGAGACCAGUGGUUCUGAGUGGCCCAUCAGGUGCAGGGAAGAGCACUUUGUUAAAGAAAUUGCUUAAAGAUUACGAGAACAUCUUCGGCUUCAGCGUCUCCCACACCACGAGGCAGCCAAGACCUGGAGAAGUAAAUGGCAAAGAUUACCACUUUGUGACCAGAGAGGAAAUGCAGAAGGAAAUUGCUGCCGGUGAAUUCAUUGAGCACGCGGAGUUCUCCGGAAACAUGUACGGGACGAGUAAAGGUGCAGUGCAGGCUGUUCAGGCCCAGAAUCAGAUCUGCGUCCUCGACAUCGACAUCCAGGGUGUGAAGAACAUCAAGAAGACAGACCUGAACCCCAUCUACAUCUCCGUGCAGCCUCCGUCCAUAGACAUCUUGGAGAAAAGACUACGUGACCGAAAGACUGAGACAGAAGAAAGUUUGCUGAAGCGUUUGACUGCGGCCCGCGUAGAUUUGGAGCUCAGUAAAGAGCCUGGCCUGUUUGACCUGGUCAUUAUUAAUGACGAUUUGGAAAAAGCCUAUUCCGAACUGAAGGAGAUACUCCUGGAGGAAAUCAAGAAGACCCAAGAAUCCAGGAAGUCCUGAGCUGAGCCUGCUUGGACGUUUUAACUUUGCACAUCAUUCCCGAAGCACGCCGUACCAUUUUAUUCCGAGAGACAUUCCCUUUAGGCUGACCCUCCUCCUGAGUUACUCUAAGAUGUUUCUAUUAAAAGGAAGGAAAA
Tauraco erythrolophus (red-crested turaco) is the source of this 743-nucleotide messenger RNA. NCBI's taxonomy places the organism in Eukaryota, Metazoa, Chordata, Aves, Musophagiformes, Musophagidae. The record is from RefSeq and is a predicted model, not a curated record.